Drepanopeziza brunnea f. sp. 'multigermtubi' MB_m1 is the source of this 1476-nucleotide messenger RNA. The record is from RefSeq and is a predicted model, not a curated record. Lineage: Eukaryota; Fungi; Ascomycota; Leotiomycetes; Helotiales; Drepanopezizaceae.
AUGGCACAACCACUUAAGGAUAUUCCAGGUUUCUAUUGGGACAAAGAGAAGGGCAAAUACUUCGCAAUACAAUCUCAGGGACCCGCCGGCUCUGCCUACUCUGCACAAGAUGUCAAGAGGCGAAAGCUACGUGAUAGUCGAGAGGUCGCCGUUGCGGACGAGCGAAAGCGCCAAGCAGGCCGUAUCCGCCGCCGAAUUCAAGAAGAUCCACUCGCUGGAGGCAUUCUGAAUCGUGAGCAUGGGUAUGGUGCCUGUUUUGAACCUGCCCGGAUCUAUGCUAGCGGCCUCGUACGAAGUGGCUAUUUGGUACAAAGUGGCUAUAUGGUCUCCAAUCCCUCAAGUAUCUUUAAUGUCAGCUGCCAGCUGGAACCCGGCUCUUCGACGGUGAAUAUCCGAAGAGUGUUUGACACUGAAUCUUUACGGUUCGACCUGGGUGCAGAUAGCUCCGAAGGCAAUUUCGAGCUAUGGGCGACAAACCUUGACAAGGUUACCCAAUUUCACACGUUUGGAGUUCCCACAUCGGUUUGCGAAAGCGAAGACAAGCAGUCGUUUGCUUUCACCUGGCUGUCUGGUGCGGCCAAUUCAGGCAUAUUUACUGGCAUUACAGCAUUGGGGCGUAGCAGUAAUCUCGAUCGAGAACAUCCAGCUAUGGUGAUGGGUCCCGGUUUCUCACGAGGAAGCGAUGUCUCUAUGUUCUGCUCGACCUCAGCCCCAUUGUUGUCUUCCUCAAGAUUCGUCUUCGGCUCCAGUCAUGGCAUUCUAUCUUUAAAUAACAAUCUCGUCCUGACCUGGCUGACACCCUCUCCCAAAGACGAUCUUCGCGUGGUAGACGAUGUAUUCGCCCUUUCCUUCCUUACGGAUAACCCAACCAUACUCCUUUCCGGUGGCCGCAAAGGUAUCCUUGCUCUGAGCGACCUCCGCGCUCCCAUCACCAUAUUCGGCGCCGAAAAAAUCACCCAUCCAAGCACAAUAACGCACAUUCAGCCUCUUAACGCCCAUCAGAUCAUCGUUGCCGGCCUCAACUCCUCCCUGUGCCAGUACGACCUCCGCUAUCGCAAAGAUGAAUUCCCCAUCUCCCUGACUCACAAAAAAUCAAAAUCAAGACAAAACCCCGAACCGACCAGAUCGAUUCUCCAGUACCCCGCCUACCAAAACUCGGCAAACUGGCAAAUAGGAUUCGACGUGGACCUGGAAUCUGGUAUAGUAGCAGCCGCCCAAGAGCCCGACGAGUUUCACCCGUACGUGCAACUAUUCUCCUUGCGCGGAGGCCACACCCUCAAUUCACCAUUCGUAUCCGAGAAGUUCGGAGGCUACGGGGAGCAGAUUCCGGUGAAGUGCCUGCGGUGGGCCAAGGACUCGGACAGCGGAGUAAAGAGUCUGUAUGUCGGCCAGGGCGCCUCUGUCCAGCGCUACGCAUGGGGCGAGGGCACGCUCGAGCACAUUCACAGAGAGACUGGGUUAUCGAUUCCGCGUUAA